AUGGCUCACUUUCUGCCAGUUUUACUCCUCUAUAUCUCAGGAGAGGAAUCUUGUAAAACAUUGCUUUUUCAUUGCAGUGAAGAUGAUCCGCAGUGGCUUCUGGAUGAAGGUCAAGAGUCAAAACAAAAUGAAGCUGAGAAUGUGAACCAUCAGUCAGACACAACAGAAGGUCAGUCAGACACAACAGGUCAGUUGGUCACACAGAACCAACAGUCGGCUGACAAACUUGCGGCUAAACAGCACAGGCAACUACCCUCAGACAGCCCGCUUUCAGAAUCAUUGGUGAACGAUGUUAAGGAUGACGACAAGAUGACAGACACUGAAGACGAGGAGGAAGCAGAUGACACUCUGGCAGAGGAGGUAUCUGAUGACGAUACAGAAAGAAGCUUGUCACCUUCACAAACAAAGUGGAAUUUAUCUACGGUGGACCCCCGGUUAUCAGCCAACUCGGUUAUCGGCCGGUUUUUCGGCGCCUGGUUAUCGGCCAUUUGGGAGGCGUCCAUCCGCCGGCAGGGGCCGCUUGCGAGUCAGUUUGGCUUUGUCUCUGGGCGAGUGAGGAAGCUUCUGCUCAUUCAUCCAAUCAUUUUGCUAUAAUCCAUUGCUUUUUGUGGUUAUUGAUUGAGUACAACUGCAGAAUAAGCAACCAUGGGCCCAAAGAAACACGUUACAUAGUAUAUAAAAACAUGCAAUGUUUAUAUGCUAUGUAUAUUUAAUAAUAAUCACUUGUACAUUAAAUGUCAUUUUUUAGAUUAAUAUAGACAUUUUCAUUAAUCCAUCUAUUAUAUCUUCUUCAAAAUUACAUAAGAAACACAUUACAUAGCAUAUAAACAUGUAAUGUUUAUUAUAUGCAAUGUAUAUUUAAUAAUCACUCUUUGCCACAUUAAAUGUCUUAUUUUACGUUAAUAUAGGCAUUUUCAUUAAUCCAUCUAUGAUAUUUUCUUCAAAAUUAUAUAAGAAACACGUUACAUAUCAUGUAGCAUAUAAACAUCCAAUGUUUAUAUGGAGAGUGGGAUGGAGAGUAAACAUUACAUUUUCUCUGAUGCAGCAUUAGAGAAAACUGAAUCUGGCGACUGGUGCAGUAACCGCCCUUCACAUGCGUUUGUUUACAACUCUUGGCAUGAAUUAUUCAUUACUUCUCCCUUUGUUUAUGAUGGCAUCUAAAGGUAGUUGUUAGAAACGAUUAAACUCAGUGAACAUGGUAAUAAUAUGGCUGUGUAGUGUAAUAAUAUGGCUGUGUAGUGUAAUAAUAUGGCUGUGUAUGUGAAAAUUUGUGUGGACUGCCUCCAAGUGAGUCGCCUAC
This is a messenger RNA of Cherax quadricarinatus, 1300 nucleotides long. NCBI's taxonomy places the organism in Eukaryota, Metazoa, Arthropoda, Malacostraca, Decapoda, Parastacidae. The record is from RefSeq and is a predicted model, not a curated record.